Molecule: messenger RNA, 1083 nt
Organism: Talaromyces atroroseus
Lineage: Eukaryota; Fungi; Ascomycota; Eurotiomycetes; Eurotiales; Trichocomaceae
Exons: 6
Coding region: 1-1083 (360 amino acids)
Biological process (GO): pyridoxal 5'-phosphate salvage
Cellular component (GO): cytosol
Molecular function (GO): pyridoxal kinase activity
Source: RefSeq, a predicted model, not a curated record
AUGUCGUCCUCCGAGGAACGAGAUGAUGUUCCGGAGACAAAGGUCCUUGCAAUAGCAAGCCAUGUGUGCUAUGGAUUUGUGGGAAAUACAAUGGCCACAUAUGUGAUGCAAUCCCUGGGCUGCGAAGUGGCUGCAAUCAAUACGGUUCAUUUUAGUAACCAUACUGGAUAUCGACAAGUAAAAGGAACGAAGACCAGUGCAGAGGAAAUUCGCAACCUCUACGAGGGCCUAACCCAAAGUUACCUCACUGAUUUUGAUGUCUUACUCUCUGGGUAUGCACCCAGUGCAGCUGCUGUUGAAGUGGUGGGUGAUAUUGCGCAAGAUUUGAUACGCAGAGCGGAGGGAAAGCCUGGGUCCUUUUUCUGGGUUCUCGACCCUGUCAUGGGCGAUCUGGGCCGCUUGUAUGUGGCUGAAGAUGUUGUUCCAGCUUAUAAGAAAAUAAUUCACCACGCAGAUUUAAUUCUGCCAAAUCAAUUUGAAGCCGAAACACUGUCUGGAAUAAAAAUAUCCACAACGAGUGAUCUUACCAAGGCCAUAACUCUCAUACACAAGAUAUAUUCGAUCCCUCAUCUUAUCGUCACAUCAGUGCAACUAUCAAACCUUGGCUCAACGGCACCCUCAGGGAUGAUGACCAUCAUCGGCUCGACUGUUCGUUCUGAUGGUUCCCCGCGUCUCUUUCGCGUCGAUAUUUCUGCCCUUGAAUGCAAUUUCAAUGGCACAGGGGACAUGUUUGCGGCCUUGACAGUGGCACGCCUACGUGAAGCGGUCUUUGCGGCGGGGCCAUCUCUUAGGAAUACCAAAUCUUGGAUAUCACCGGACGAUGUCUCUCCAACAGAGCUGCCCCUUGCAAAAUCUACUGAAAAAGUGCUUUCGAGCAUGCAUGCUGUAUUGCUAAAGACGAUGGAGGCCCGCAAAGCUGAGCUUGCUGCCACGGACAACACCUUCGUCGAAUUGACAGACGAACAGCAACAAUUCCGAGAGCAUUUGCGGCGAACAAAAGCUUCAGAGGUUAGGUUGAUUCGAAAUGUGAGAUUUCUGCGUAACCCGAUUGUCACUUUCAAGGCGCAAGAAUGGACGGAAUAA